AAUGUGAUCAAAAGGAUGUUAAAUAAAAUAUAAAUAACACGUGAAUGAAUAUGAAUAAUAAUUAAAUAUUCGAUUUUGUAUUUAACUUUUGAAGAAACGCAGUUAAAAUACUCUGAAAAGCUGUACUUACAAAGAUAGCAGAAAAGAAUGUAGUGGCUCAUUCAUACAUCAAUAAAGAGGAUAUUCGUCAGAAGUAUGAACUGAGAACUAAACUAGCUACCAAAGCAGGUUGGAUGGGAAUGAUAUUGCUGAGCAAUGGUUCCAAAGAUGCACUUGGGGCCUUUUGACUUGUUUGGUAUGCAUAGAGUUAACUGAUGAAUGUUCUGUUAGAACGCGAGUCCUCACCUGUCCAGCUGGUCCACGGGAGUCCCAGAUCCUCCCAGUCCACAGUAGCAGCCAUAGUCGCUGUAGUCCAGCACCGGCCAGCUGUCUGGGACCGUGCACAGGAUCAUGGCCCGGAACUGCCACAGAGCCCUGUAGCCGAGCGCUGGGAGACACAAGGGCUCACGUCAGACCGACUCACAAAACAGCAACAAGGUGGGAGCAGACAGUGGCGCGUGCGGGCAGGAGUCUCACCGGCGGAGAGGCUGAGGAAGAGGAGGGUCAGUGAGUGAGUCAGAUGCAUCUUCAGGUCCAUGAGGGACCAGCCCAUACAUCCACCUCUUAUAUAGUCAGCCCACCUCCAUAGGUCCUAUUUACUGACCAGCUGCCAAGUUUUCCUCAACUGUAGGAUCUGCUGCUGAGAAGCUGUCGCCUUUCACUCGGAGACAAUGCACCAAUGACAACGCUCACAGCUCCUCCACACACGCACACGGACACACACACACAAUAAACACAACACUUGUUUGGUGUUUUGUUUGGACACAUCCAGGUACUUUUCUCUUGUCAAGUGUGUGUAAUGUAUAGUUGCGUCAGUGGAAAGUUGUGGGAACAGCAGCAAGUGCUGAGUGUUGACACAGCUGCGCCACGGAUGCCGUGUCCAGAUCCUUGGCGAUCUUGGAGGGCCGCCAUUUUCUUUGGUCAUUUUGUUCUUUUCACUUUCACGCUGGCAGAUCUCGCCGCCACAGAGACGAGAAGCGGGAGCACAUCGCUGCGCCGAAUCAUGGCGUCACUGCAAGCCAGACUGUGGUCCAGAAACCCCCUGCUCGAUCAUCAUUUUAAAGACACAGAACACCGGAGUGCCAAAAUUCAUUGGAUGGAAUCAUGAAUUUGAUGAGAACAAAGGCUAAAAUGGCGACCGCGAGAUGGUGACCUCAACAAGUUAGCGUCAUUUGGUAACGCUAACUCACUCACAUUCUGUCCGGACAUGAGGGGCAGCUGCCCUGAAGGGGGCGUGGCCUAUUUUUGCAAAAAAAGUCACAACAAACAGAUAGAUAGAUAUAUAAAAUUCCUUUUAUCAAGAAUAGCGUCAUAAUUCAGAAAUCAAAGCAGAAAUAUAAGGAAAAUAAAAAUGCACAUAUUUAUUUAAAUUCAUUCUUUAUUUCCACUUUACAUUUUUAAUGUUUAUCCACUGUCCCCCCUUAGUUAUUUCAACAUUUAUUUCCUCAUUUUGGUCCUGCUGGUGCUCCACAAGGCAGGAACCUGUGUUGGCAGUUUGGGUUGUCUUCUGAAGGACACAUGCCAGCAUACACUCCUCUUCCCUCACUUCCUGGCAGGAGGCCCCCACUCUCUCUGAAGAACACGACGUGUUUCCAAAAAUACCUGGGACGUUAAAUAAAUGUGAUUUCAGGGAAGGAAAAAAAAUGAAGCAACACAUGAGGUUUCCAAACACGCCACCCAGCAGGUCUCCGCCUCCUGCGGCUCCUCUUAUCUCCAUGUCGCUCACACCUGCUCUAUAAGAACGGCACGCUCCUUAUACACUUGCACUUCACCAUGAAUCGGGCGACUCCUCUUCUGCUCCUGCUUCUCUCCGCCUGCCUGGCGAGUGGCGCCCUGCUGCCCAGAGCUGUGUGGCAGUUCGGAGGCAUGAUCCAGUGCGUCCAGCCCGGAGUCAGCCCGCUCAAGUACAACGACUACGGCUGCUGGUGUGGGCUGGGAGGAAGUGGAACUCCAGUGGACGACCUGGACAUGUGCUGCCACGUCCACGAUAAAUGCUACGAGAAGAGUCGGAAAACUCCAGGAUGCACAAACAUCGCAGACCUUCCAUACGUGUUGGAGUAUGAGUACACCUGCUCCGGCCAGGAGGUGACCUGCUCAGCCAGCAACAACAAGUGCCAGGCCGCUGUGUGCGAGUGUGACCGCGUGGCCGCUCACUGCUUUGCUAAGAGCGUCUACAACGCUGAACACAAGAACCUGGAUCCCAAAGUGCACUGCGUCGACUGAAGCUUGUGAGAGACAGAUGUGUCGUGAUUCACCUGUGAAACAUGAGGUAGCACUGUCAGAAGUUUGCUCUUUCAUGUCUGACUGUCAGAUCAGCUCACGGUGAUAUGGUUCAUGGUGACUUCUGAAUAAAGCUGUUGCUA
Messenger RNA from Synchiropus splendidus (mandarinfish), 2462 nucleotides. RefSeq names its product phospholipase A2-like. The transcript is spliced from 4 exons. The coding region runs from base 1873 to 2322 and encodes 149 amino acids. Gene Ontology annotation, molecular function: phospholipid binding; calcium ion binding. NCBI's taxonomy places the organism in Eukaryota, Metazoa, Chordata, Actinopteri, Syngnathiformes, Callionymidae. Gene Ontology annotation, biological process: lipid catabolic process; arachidonate secretion; phospholipid metabolic process. The record is from RefSeq and is a predicted model, not a curated record.